GGAACGCAGCCCCGCGCAUGCGCUGUCGGGGUCGCCUGGCUCGAGAGAGGCAUCAUGGCGACGUCCACGCGCAGCAUGAAGUGUACCUUGGGGAAAGUGAUGUCGCCGUCUUUGGUGGUCAUUUUAGGAGCUACCGGCACCGGCAAAUCAAAGUUGGCCAUUGAGAUCGGAAAACGACUCCGGGGAGAGAUAAUCAGCGCCGAUUCCAUGCAGGUGUAUCAGGGUCUUGACAUCAUUACCAACAAGGUGACAGCCAAGGAGCGCGCCCAGUGUCCCCAUCACAUGAUCAGCUUUGUGGACCCGUUGGUUAGCAACUACACAGUGGUGGAGUUCAGGAACAAAGCUGUCUCUCUAAUAGAUGACAUGCAUAAUCAGAAUAAAUUACCUGUCAUUGUUGGAGGAACAAACUAUUACAUUGAGUCCCUGCUGUGGCGAGUCCUAUUGGAUGCUGGGAAGAAUGAUUCAGGGGAAGGUGAAGAUGAAGAUGUAGACAGGAAGUCAGAACUGGAGAAACUGGGAGGAGCUGAAUUACACAAGCGACUGAUGGAAGUGGACCCCGAAAUGGCUGCCAUGUUGCACCCCAACGACAAGCGCAAAAUUGCCAGAAGCCUCCAGAUUCAUGAAGAAACAGGCGUUCCUCACAGUUCCUGGCUGGAAGAGCAACGAAGCCAGCAGGGAGGCAACGGCCUCGGGGGGCCGCUGAGGUACCCCAACCCUUGCAUCUUUUGGCUCCAUGCCGACAUGGAUGCUCUAGACAAGCGACUGGAUGCUCGCGUCGAUCAGAUGUUAUCAGUCGGAUUGAUGGAGGAGCUGAGGGAGUUCCAUGCUCGCUUCAAUCAGCGGAAAGUACAGAAUGACAGUCAGAGCUACCAACACGGAAUAUUCCAGUCGAUUGGUUUCAAAGAGUUCCAUGACUACCUGACGGCUCCCGAAAGCAGCACCCAGCAGGAAAGAGACGCACUCCGAAGCAAAGGUGUCGAAGCUUUGAAAGUGGCCACGAGGCGCUACGCUCGCAAGCAGAAUAAAUGGGUCCGUAAUCGCUUCCUUAAACGACCCGGAGACAACGUGCCCGCAGUGUACGGCCUGGAUGUGACGGAUGUGGCGAGGUGGGAGGAGACCGUGCUGAACCCUGCACUGCAGAUACUGGACAGUCUCCGCAAGGGUGAGGAGCCCUCGAUUCCACCAAUCAGAGUCCAGGGAGGGGAGUUAAGGAACAAACGCAGCCGGCAUAACUGCGACCUGUGUGACAAGGUGAUCAUCGGCGACCUGGAAUGGGCCGCUCACCUCAAGUCCAAGAAGCAUCACUUCCACGCCGCAAAGAAGCGCAAGUCCGACGUCGCGAGCAACGAAGGGGAUCCGUUGAGCGCUUUGCAUCCUGCCCCGGGUGCCGAAACGCAGACGAGCGCCAAAACUCAGACGAACUGUUCGGAAUCCGAACAAGGCACCCACCCAGCACACUAAUGAAGCAGAUGGCAACACAUUUCUUUGGUGCUGGCCUGCGAGGUGCUGCAUUUGUUCCAGGAAGUGUGGAGAAAUGGAGGAAGCAGUUUUUUUUUUUUGCAGUCAGUCUUGAGUUUUGGCACAAAGGCCAACACAAGCUUCGAUUUUUUUUUUUUUUUCUUUUCUGGAAAAUAUUUUUCGUCAGAAUCACUCCAAAGGACAUAUUUCACGAUAUGGACCUAAAUAUUUGGACCUUUGGAUACAAGACCUACGUAGUGAGACUAGAAGAAAAUGGUGUUGGAAGCACUAGGUCUUCUCUUGACAACAAGCUUUAUUUUUCUCCUUAAAAUUGGACAAAGGAUUUUUUUUUUUUUUUGGGGAUACUGCACAGUAUGCUAUAAGAAAAGUUGAAGAUUGAAAUGAUAGAGAUCCACUUAGUGUGACAGAGAGGCAAAAACUGAAAACAAAGCACAGCGUGACAGACCGUGUUAAAAACUGAAAACGAUCAUGACUCACAAAAAAAAAGUAAAAAAGGAAGCAUAUUGAGAGAACUGAACCUUUGGCAAAAGAGUUGCGAGCUCUUGUGUCACAAAUUCUUUAUUGUCACAUCUUGCACCCGAGUCAUAUACACGACGUUUUACACCAAUCAAUAAAGUUACUUUGUUCAACAACUUCCUUUACAGAAGCAAUUACCCCUUGUAGCACUUUUACGCCUCUUUUGUGCAAAAACCCCCUUCCUUGACAGCGGCCUUUGUCUUUAUGCGGAAGUGAGCGGAGUUGUGACACUCAAGUAGUCGGUCCAGUCUGCGAGGUGUGAGUGUUUUCCCAGCAGCGAUCGCAGCUUCUUUGUUGAUCCAGCGGCUUACACAAUACCUGGCAUCCGCCCGGAGAGGCCCUCUUUUUGCUGCCUCCGUUCCCUCUUGCCACCUUUGGGCUCUCACCUCCCCCUUCAUGUGGAUUCCUUGCUCGCACCUUGACCGCAUGACAACAUUUCCGAACGGUGUCGUAUUUGUAAAUAAGCACGUGUGCCCCACUUGGACAAACUGGGUCAGGCCUCAAGCUUGGACUUAGCAGUAUAGACAGUAUAGCAGAAUAGACUGUUGUACUGCACCAGUCCAACUAUGGUCUUAAUAGCGAGCAGGGAGACGUUUAAUGCAGAUGAAAUGAGAAAUUGUAAAUUCAUCUGAAUGUUAUGUACAUUAUGUACUCGUGUAUACUUCCUUCUCAUGUGUACUGGCCACAUACCAAAAAUAGUCUUCGUAGUGUGAUUGAAGACUCAAAAUUGCACAAAGCAUUACUGUAUUUUCCGCACCAUAAGACGCACCUAAAAGCCUGUAUGAUUUUCUCGACAGUGUGCCUUAUAAUCUGGUGCGCCUUAUAUAUGGAUCACUAUUGAGCCUUUGGUGCAGCUCCAUCUAAUGGAUGCACAACGUAACCCCAGCCUCUACUGUAGCGUCUAUUCAAUGCGCCUCAUAAUGCGGUGCGCCUUAUAUAUGGGAAAAGUUUUAAAAUAGGCCAUUUGUUGGAGGUGCGCCUUAUAAUGCAGUGCAGAGAAUACGGUUCUUAUUUCGCGUAGCCCGCGUUGACAAUUUGGCUGAACAUUUCAGUGUAAGCCAUCGCUUGAACUUGGUUGAUAUUCAUUUACUUGGUUGUGUAAUUUCACACUUGUUGGAUGGUUGAGCACUCCAGAGAAGUGAAAGGAUUACGGCCUUGGUGGAGGUAACAACGGUCCCCAUGUGACUUACCUUCUUAUGUGGAUGAGCCUGUUUUCCUUACUCCUAUUUGAUGCUUUUUAUCUAUUGUAUAAAAAAAACGUAGAAGCUGUUUUGUUUUCUCCCUCCGUCCUUGUCCCCCGCCUCU
Molecule: messenger RNA, 3300 nt
Organism: Syngnathoides biaculeatus (alligator pipefish)
Lineage: Eukaryota; Metazoa; Chordata; Actinopteri; Syngnathiformes; Syngnathidae
Gene: trit1
Product: tRNA isopentenyltransferase 1
Exons: 13
Coding region: 55-1461 (468 amino acids)
Biological process (GO): tRNA modification
Cellular component (GO): mitochondrion
Molecular function (GO): tRNA dimethylallyltransferase activity; ATP binding
Source: RefSeq, a predicted model, not a curated record